This is a messenger RNA of Dendroctonus ponderosae (mountain pine beetle), 1421 nucleotides long. RefSeq names its product KICSTOR complex protein kaptin. Gene Ontology annotation, biological process: negative regulation of TORC1 signaling; actin filament organization; cellular response to amino acid starvation. The record is from RefSeq and is a predicted model, not a curated record. Lineage: Eukaryota; Metazoa; Arthropoda; Insecta; Coleoptera; Curculionidae. Gene Ontology annotation, cellular component: KICSTOR complex; lamellipodium; actin cytoskeleton. Gene Ontology annotation, molecular function: actin filament binding. The transcript has 8 exons. The coding region runs from base 88 to 1353 and encodes 421 amino acids.
AAUAGAAAUCAAAACACUGUAAACAGUAGAGCGUCUCUACACAGACUACAUACUAUAUUAAGUAAUAUUACCAGUUAUUACCUCCCAAUGGAGCAAUUUAAGGAUGCUCACUACUUUCACAUACCAUCCCAAGGCAAUAUCUAUACGAUGACUGAACUGCGGUUGGCAAAUGGGAAAAGUUUGGUACUAGCCGCCUCUUUAAAGCGCGAUAUUUUCUACUUUGAAUAUUCCGAAGCCUCCCUGAGCUUGGACCCAGCCACAAAAGAGAUUUCCUUCACUUAUAUUCCAAGUGGGGCCGAAAUAAUCUCAAUAGAUGCGUUCAAUAAAUCGUCUAUUACUAACGAAGCAGUCAUAGGUAUUACAAUAAUUAAGAAUAGUAAUGAUUCUGAUACUUUGGAAACCUUUUUAAACAUUUACUCCCAAUUAGAAGAACAUGAGGAUUUCAACAUUGAAAAUAUUGCCCAAAAUUGCCUUACAGUAGAACUCAACUUUAUUCCUUACCAACUUUUGCACACCGAACUAAUAACAUGGAAGGGUGAUAAAAUUGCCAAAAAAGAAAUCGUUUUUAUUCUAACAGGAAGCGAUAACCUCGUUCACAUUUAUCAUGAAAACACAUCGGAACAUAGUUAUAAAGAUAUAGAUAACAGGGACUUAUUUCCGGAAUUCGGCAAAACUCCCAGUCCAGUUAUAUGGAUUGAUAUUUGCCACUUAAAUAAUUAUGAAGAACGUGUAACAGCAUUUGGAUGCGAAUGCGGAUACGUGAAACUUCUAAAAGUUAACACCAAAACCAAUAAAGUCAUCUAUAAUUUCUCAACAAGAUUUUCCAAUUACAUCUCAAAGGUGCAGUUGUAUUUCGAAAAUGAAGUCAAACAUCCGGACCAUUUUGGGAAAAUUAUCUCCAAAUUUGCGACGGAAAAAAAGGACGCUCGUCAAGUGUUGAACUUAAUUGUAGUUAACUCGUUAUUGCCUUCUGUGUUAUUUAGGGAUGUUCUAAAAUAUGGCCUAAGUGAUUAUCUCACAUUAGCGCGUCAUAAUAAUAGCACAGUUUUUACAAGUUGUAUAGUGGCAGAUAUUGACUUUGAUGGUCAAAAGGAAAUUUUACUUGGAACGGGUUCAGAGGAAAUUAUUUUAUAUAAGAGAGAUAUCAAAGAGAACAAAUGGUAUUUGGAGGAAAUUAAGAACCUUGUCGCUCCUAUUCUCUCCAUGACAUAUUUGGAUAUAUCUGGGGAUGGUGUUAAAGAGUUGAUUGUAUCGUCCAUGAAAGGAAUUCAUGUCUUACAGCACGAUCCGAAAUUCGUUCAAAAGAAGCUAACCGAACGAGUAGAUGCUCUUGUAAUUCCAAAAAUAGUUUAAAAUGGCUUUUAGGGAGGAUCGAAUUAUUAUUAUUAUUAUUAUUGAAUAAAAGAAGAUAUUCCAUUAGC